CUGGACACGUAGGAAGCGGCGUGCUAUUAUUUGCGACGCUAGGCUCGCAUACCGACGCGGAUGAAUACCCCUGCUCGAAAUCAUCUGGCCAUCGGUGUUCCAACGUUAUUAACAGGGUGCGGAAGACACGAUGGCACCAAUCCCCUAGUAGCCUCAUCUAUAUUUGUUCACAUGUCGCGAUUGAAAAUUCCAUUUCAAUGCUAUGCUCCACAAAGAAACCUAACCGAAGUGUUUAAUCACUUUAAAAACAAAACUGAGUUGCAACCGCCUUACCGGUGUGCAUUAAUCGAGUCUGCCAGGAUAGCUAGAGGGAAUGUUUUACCGUUGCACAAAUUGAGGAGUAACGUAUGUCAUCAUAAAGCCCUAAUUAUUCCGGACGGACAAGGAUCGAUAAAGACAACAUUGGAUUUUGACGAGGGGAAAACCAUUAUCCCCGAGGUCGAAUAUGUUUUAAAAGAAUUUAUAAAUGCUAGAAAACCAAUAGGAUUUAUGGGAAUUUCAGCAUUAUUAGCUCCUUUUGUGGCCAAACACCCUACAAUUACGUUGGGCAAAAAUGACGAUCAAUGCAAAUGGCCGUUUAGACACUUUAUACCGAUUGCAGAAAAGCUCGGAGCAAACGUUUUGUUAAUGGAACAAAAUGAAAUUUGUCACGACAACAAAAAUUUGAUGUAUAGCACACCAUCGACUUUGUAUUCUGCGCCCAAUGGAAACGUUGUAGAUAUUCACGAUGCUUGUUGUUCAUUUGUAGCAUGCAUGUACCAAAUAGCUGACGUUUGUAAUAAAAACAAUUCUAUUAAAAAUUGUACACAAUAAAAUUUCAUUGGUUAUUAUUUUAGCGAACGUACAGGGAAUUUUAAAGCUAA
Molecule: messenger RNA, 863 nt
Organism: Adelges cooleyi (spruce gall adelgid)
Lineage: Eukaryota; Metazoa; Arthropoda; Insecta; Hemiptera; Adelgidae
Product: glutamine amidotransferase-like class 1 domain-containing protein 3, mitochondrial
Exons: 5
Coding region: 61-813 (250 amino acids)
Source: RefSeq, a predicted model, not a curated record